UGAGAUAAAACCCUUUGUUUCAUUACUCCAUUCGUCUAUCUCACUCCUUAAGCCUAUAGUGUGAUAGAAAAUCAAACAACACAAACAAACAAAGAAACUCAACGCACGCAGACUUCAAAAUGCCUCUUCCUUCAUCACAAUGAAGAAACCUUUUCUCUUCAUCUUCUCCAUAGAAGAUGUCUCUCUCACACCAACAAUCUCCUUCCUUCCUCGACGCCCUUCUCUGUGAAGAGCAAAACUUUGAAGAUGAUGAUUCCGAUGCAACCGUCACUGAUUCUGAAACCGUUUUUGAUGACCCAUCUGGGGCAAAGCUGCAGUCUUUGCCUUUGGUUUUGCUUAGCAAUGAUGUGUUUUGGGAAAGCGAUGAGCUUGUUUCGUUGAUUUCUAAAGAGGGUGAGACCCGUUUGUGUUGUGGGAAUCUUGUUGGGGAUGGAUCUUUGGAAGAGAUUCGUGUGGAGGCUGUCAACUGGAUUUCUAAAGUUUGUGCUCAUUAUGGGUUUUCUACUUUGACUACUGUUCUUGCUGUUAACUACUUUGAUAGAUUUAUUACUAGUUUGAAGUUUCAGAAGGAUAAACCAUGGAUGACUCAGCUUACUGCUGUUGCUUGUUUGUCUCUUGCUGCUAAAAUGGAGGAAACCCAUGUGCCACUUCUUUUAGAUUUUCAAGUUGAGGAAUCUAGAUUUGUGUUUGAAGCUAAGACUAUACAGAGAAUGGAGCUUUUGGUGUUGUCUACUUUGAAAUGGAGGAUGCAUCCGGUGACACCAAUUUCCUUCUUUGAACACAUUGUUAGAAGGCUUGGUUUGAAGAGCCGUUUGCACUGGGAGUUUAUGUGGCGUUGUGAGAGGGUUCUUCUUCAUGUCAUUGCUGAUUCAAAAGUUAUGAUGAGUUAUCUUCCUUCUACAUUGGCCGCUGCUACAAUGAUCCAUGUAAUUAAAGAGAUUGAACCAUUUAAUGCAACUGAGUACAUUAAUCAGCUAUUGGGUUUACUAAAGAUUAGUGAGGAACAAGUGAACCAAUGCUACAAGCUUAUGCUGAAGCUAUUAGUUUCCGAUGAUGGCAUUUAUAGUCUUCACCAGAAACGGAAGCGAGUAUCUGAACCAAGUAGCCCGGGUGGUGUCAUUGACGCUUCUUUCAGCUGUGAUAGCUCAAAUGAUUCAUGGACCGUGGCAUCGUCUGUUUCUCUUUCAGUGCAGCCGAUGUUUAAGAGGAGCAGAGCUCAGGACCAGCAGAUGCGACUUCCUUCUGUGAAUCGUGUGUCUAUCGAUGUCCUUAAUAGCCCUCGUUAAUAAUGAACGAUCUUAGUAUUUUUACUUCAAAUGUGGUAGCUCUCUUUCACAUAAUUCUGGUGGCAGUUAUGUUAUUGAUUCCAAUUACAUUAUGUUCUAAUUACUAUAUACAUUUCUAGCCAAACAUUUGAAAAUGAAUGGAAUGAGGCAGAAGCUGAGAUUCCUUCAUCCACUUUGUCUAUUAAGGUGGAGCAGGGAUCUGAUACUGAGUAGAAAGAUGAGUUAUGAACUUGUAAUUCUACCUGUGAGUUAUUUAUCAACUUCAACUUUUACUCA
Messenger RNA from Lathyrus oleraceus (garden pea), 1562 nucleotides. RefSeq names its product cyclin-D3-2. The record is from RefSeq and is a predicted model, not a curated record. The transcript is spliced from 4 exons. Lineage: Eukaryota; Viridiplantae; Streptophyta; Magnoliopsida; Fabales; Fabaceae. The coding region runs from base 177 to 1286 and encodes 369 amino acids.